UUGGUUUCAGGAGUAGAAUUCAGUGAUUCGUCACUUACAAUACCCAGUGCUCAUUACAACAAGUGCCCUCCUUUAUACCCAUCACCUAUCUAACCCUUCUCCCAACCACUUCCCUCCAUCAGCCCUCAGUUUUUUUCUCUAUUGUUAAGAGUCUCUUGUGGUUUGUUUCCCUCUCUCAUUUUUUCCUUUCCCAUAUGUUCAUCUGUCUUGUUUCCUAAAUUCCACGUAUGAGUCAAAUCAUAUGGUAUUUGCCUUUCUCUGACUGACUUAUUUUGCUUAGCAUAACACGUUGUAGCUCCAUCCAUGUUGUUGAAAUGGCAAGAUUUCAUUCUCUUUUAAUGUUUAUUUAUUUAUUUUGACAGAGAGAAAGCGAGAGAUAGAGAGAGAGCAGGCGAGGGGUAGAGAGAGAAGGAGAGAGAGAACCUCAAGCAGGCUCCAUGCUGUCAAUGCAGAGCCCAAAGCGAGGCUCAAUCUCAUGAACUGUGAGAUCAUGACCUGAGCCGAAAUCAAGAGUUGGAUGCUUCACUGACUGAGCCACCCAGGGUGCUCCAAGAUUUCAUUCUUUUUGGUGGUUGAGUAAUAUUCCAUUGCACAUCUAGUUUUAGACUGUUUAUUCUGUUCCACCAACCAUUCUUGCUAAUGGCAGAACUUACAAAGUUUUUCUCAUUAAGUAUGCUACACAAAAUGGUAAGUAGUUAUCCUACAGGUGUUGCUGUGGUAAAAAUGAUCAGAAUGAGAAGAUUGUACAUAAUGUGCUGUUAUAGGAACUAGUGACCUAUGAAGAUGUGGCUGUGGACUUCACCCAGGAGGAGUGGCAGCAUCUGGACCCUGCUCAAAAGAUCCUACACAGAGAUGUGAUGCUGGAGAUCUACAGCCAUCUGGUCUCUGUGGGGUGUUCAGGUAUAAGUCCAGGUAUAAUCUUCAAGUUGGAACAUGAAGAGGACCCAUGGAUCAUGAAGAGUGAGUUGUCAAGGUGGAUCCACUCAGACAGGGAGAAAAGCCUUGACUCUUCCCAGCAGAUCAUUUCUGAAGAACUUUCAUUUCAAAAAGAGAUAUUGGAAAAAGCCCCAAAGGAUAAUUCAUUGUACUACCUUUUAAAAGUUUGGUGUAUUGACGGUCAGACACAUAAAUAUCAGGGAAACCAAGACAGAGUUUUGAAGCAAGUCACAGUCAUUAACCAUGAAACAUUGACCAAGGAGAAAGGCCCCAAAUAUAACACACUUGGAAACAGUUUUGGUGGGUGCAUAAACCUUGAUACUUCAAGUAAAAAACUCCAUAAUUUUGAUUUAUGUGAAAAGAACUUGGAAUCUAAUUUAGACUCACUGAUAUGCAAUAGGAGCCAUACAAGAAAGAACCCCAUUGAGAGAUUUGGAUGCAGGAGCCCACCUAGCUUUAGUGAUUCCUGUUCUGUACCGGAGAAAAUUUACACUGGCAUGAAACCUUGUGGACAUGGUCAAUGUGAAAAAUUUCUCAGUCAUAAACAAGUCCAUAUUCAGUAUAAAAAAGGUCAAGCUGGUAAGAAACCCAAUGUUUGUGGUGAGUGUGGGAAAGGCUUUAUUAAGAAGUCACAGCUUAUUAUACAUCAAAGAAUUCAUACUGGAGAAAAACCGUAUGUAUGUGGAGAUUGUGGAAAAGCCUUCAGUGAGAAAUCACACCUCAUUGUGCAUCAGAGGAUUCAUACUGGGGAGAAGCCCUAUGAGUGUACUAAGUGUGGGAGGGCCUUCUCCCAGAAGUCACCCUUCAUUGUUCAUCAAAGAGUCCACACUGGAGAGAAACCCUAUGAAUGUUCUGAGUGUCAAAAAGCCUUCUCUCAGAAGUCACAUCUCAUUAUACACCAGCGAGUUCACACUAGAGAGAAGCCCUUUGAAUGUAGUGAAUGUGGGAAAGCCUUCUGUGAGAAGUCUCACCUUUUUAUACACCAGAUAACUCAUACUGGGGAGAGACCCUAUGAAUGUACUGAAUGUGGGAAGACCUUCCCUCGGAAAACACAACUCAUCAUCCAUUAUAGAACACAUACUGGAGAGAAACCCUAUAAGUGUAGUGAAUGUGGAAAAACCUUUUGCCAGCAGUCCCACCUCAUAGGGCAUCAAAGAAUUCAUACAGGAGAGAAACCUUAUGUGUGUAAUGACUGUGGAAAAGCCUUUUCCCAAAAGUCCCACCUUACUGGACAUCAAAGGCUUCACACUGGAGAGAAACCUUAUAUAUGUACAGAGUGUGGAAGAGCCUUCUCUCAGAAAUCACCUCUUAUUAUACACCAGAGAAUUCAUACAGGGGAGAAACCCUAUGAGUGUAGUGACUGUGGCAAAACCUUCUCCCAGAAAUCACCCCUCAUUAUUCAUCAGAGAAUUCAUACAGGGGAGAAACCCUAUGAGUGUACUGAGUGUGGAAGGGCAUUUUCCCUGAAGUCACAUCUCAUUAUACAUCAGAGAGCUCAUGCUGGAGAGAAACCAUAUGAACGUAAUGAAUCUGGAAAGGCCUUAUGUGAGACGUCUCCACUAGCUCUACAUCAAAGAACUCAUACUAGGGAGAAAUCCACUGAAUCUGCUGAAUAUGGUAUGGCCUUUUCCCGAAAUUCACAGAUGAUCACAUAUCAGAGAACACACACAGCAGCACAUAUCAGAGAACACACACAGCAGAGAAACCCUCCAACUGCAGUGACUGUGGGAAGGUGUUCUGCCAGCACAUACACUUCACUGGACAUCAGAACCAACAUAGGAGAGAAACCUCAUAUAAGUACUGAUUGUGGGAAGGUCUUCCCAGAAGUCAGAUCUCACUAUGGAUGA
This is a messenger RNA of Panthera uncia (snow leopard), 2783 nucleotides long. It is a transcript of the gene ZNF630, whose product is annotated as zinc finger protein 630. Gene Ontology annotation, molecular function: DNA-binding transcription factor activity, RNA polymerase II-specific; RNA polymerase II cis-regulatory region sequence-specific DNA binding. Bases 858 to 2783 code for a protein of 641 amino acids. NCBI's taxonomy places the organism in Eukaryota, Metazoa, Chordata, Mammalia, Carnivora, Felidae. The transcript has 3 exons. The record is from RefSeq and is a predicted model, not a curated record. Gene Ontology annotation, biological process: regulation of transcription by RNA polymerase II.